Messenger RNA from Prorocentrum cordatum, 1128 nucleotides. The record is from the annotation of a GenBank genome assembly. Lineage: Eukaryota; Dinophyceae; Prorocentrales; Prorocentraceae.
AUGCAGGACGUCGACAUCGACAGGUUGUUUUGCUUUGAAGACGUCCCAGAACUGCCAGAGGGCCUGGAAGAGCCCGCCAUGCGCGACGAGUUCUACAGCGAGUACAGGCAGAAAGUAGGCGGAAAGCGAAAUCCACAAAUGUUCCAGGUGGCGAACUGGGCCUCCCGCGUCUGCUGUGACAGCGCUGGCGACCGGCAGGGCUCCCUGGGCGGCCUGACAGCAUGGAUCAGGCGGGCGUGUUUCUCGGGACUCUCGGCGAAGACGCUCGAGAAGCCCAUGGUUGUAACGCGCGGCCUGCGCGGCCUGCCCAGCUCCUUAGUCGAUGGCUUCAGGGCCAAGGCCGCUGGCGACCGUUUCUUCCGGGCGGCGCCCUCCAGCGCGACAGUCGACGCCUCGAUCUCCGAGGCGUGCUGCAACCGGCAGGCGCCCAAGAAAAAUAACGUGCUCUUCACCGUAUCCGGCGUCACCCACGCCUUCCCGAUGAUGGAGCUGAGCGCGUAUCCCGGGGAGCGCGAGUGGCUUCUACCUCCGUUCACCGCGCUGGUUGUGGAGCGCGUGGUGGGCGGAGCCCCGCUGCAGCUGCGCUGCAAGUUCGGAGGCUGCAUGCUCACCUCUGCCUUCCGCGAGGAGGUGCGGGGCGACUUUAAGGCCGCCUCAAGGCGGCUGAGCAUGCGGCACGCGGAGUCGCAGCGGGAUGCAGCGGAGAUGCGCGAAGACCUGGCCAAUUUGUUGGAGUUGGCGAAGUCGACUCGGGCGAAGACCCGAAUGCGAAUCGAGAGUAAAUUGCAAGAACCGCGUCCGGAGGAGUAUCUCCACAUCAUCAGGAAGUGGGAGGAGAAGGAGCGCCUCCUCACGGCGGAACUGGCCGAAGCUAAGGAGUGGGCGAAGUGGUUUCGGGAGAAGAAGCUGGAUUCGGCCAGACUGCGCUUCCAGCAAAUAGCGCGUCAAUGGCAGAUACCACCAGGGACGGGUAUGAGGGCAGAGUAUGAGUCGUCAAUUGAGUCGUUAAAGCGUCAAUUGGACAUACCUGAUAGUCUGAGGGGAGAGUAUGAGUCGUUAGAGAGGAGGAUCCAUCGCCUCGAGACGGUGACCGGGGACGGGGGGCACGGCACUUGGUUCAACGCGUGA